AAAACAUCCUCCUCACCGUCUCCGCCGUCGUCAAGGCCAUCUAAAAGCAUGAGUGGAAGCAAGCUCUCAGUGUCAAGCGUGCGGGGCUCUAUUAAAGAGCUUCUCGCUGAAUCCGCCGAGAAGAAGCGAAACUUUGUCGAGACCAUCGAGUUGCAGAUUGGUCUCAAGAACUACGACCCCCAGCGUGACAAGCGUUUCUCUGGAACCGUCCAGCUCCCUAACAUCCCCCGUCCCCGCAUGUCCAUCUGCAUUCUCGCCGAUGCCAACGAUAUCGAUCGUGCCAAGCAGAUUGAGCUCGAGUACAUGUCCGUCGAUGAUUUGAAGAAGCUCAACAAGAACAAGAAGUUGGUCAAGAAGUUGGCCAAGAAGUACGAUGCUUUCCUUGCUUCUGAAGCCCUCAUCCGUCAGAUCCCUCGUCUCCUUGGUCCCGGUCUCUCCAAGGCUGGCAAGUUCCCCACCCCCGUGUCGCACGCUGAGGACCUUACCAACAAGGUCGCCGAGGUCCGCUCGACCAUCAAGUUCCAGCUCAAGAAGGUCCUCUGCUUGGGUGUUGCCGUCGGCCACGUCAACAUGAACGACGACCAGGUCCUCACCAACGUCAUGCUUAGCAUCAACUUCUUGGUCUCCCUGCUCAAGAAGAACUGGCAGAACGUCAAGUCCCUCCACAUCAAGUCCACCAUGGGCAAGCCCAUCCGCCUCUACUAAUCGCAUCACAUCUCGAUAUUUUCGACGACGGCUAUUGUUGGGCGUAUGGUGGAGGUGGAGGAGUGGACGGUGAUGGGAUGGUGCUGUGGUGUCAGGGGGCCGUAAUGCAUAACAUGAAGCCCCGCACGCUUGGACCAACAGUCCCAUGAGGAGGGGACUGAUUGGGAGCUGAUGCGGUCUCCUGUUUCUAUCCUGGUGCUUAUCCUACUGCCGAUUCCGUUCUUCUUCGUUCCAUGCUGCAAUGUAGUUCACGAAGUCCAUGACACAAAAUGUAAUUCUGAUGAUGACUCGCACA
Messenger RNA from Coprinopsis cinerea okayama7#130, 1000 nucleotides. Its product is annotated as 60S ribosomal protein L1. The transcript is spliced from 5 exons. Gene Ontology annotation, molecular function: RNA binding; structural constituent of ribosome. NCBI's taxonomy places the organism in Eukaryota, Fungi, Basidiomycota, Agaricomycetes, Agaricales, Psathyrellaceae. The record is from RefSeq and is a predicted model, not a curated record. Bases 49 to 705 code for a protein of 218 amino acids. Gene Ontology annotation, biological process: translation. Gene Ontology annotation, cellular component: large ribosomal subunit.